AUGCCAGUAGUCUCUCCCAGCUCUGUCCUUCUUCACUUCGCUUCAACUCUAGGCAAAGUCCAUUUCGACUACACGCCCCACUGGGGUCACGGAAACCCGAAUACGUACAUCGACAACGUCACUUUCCCGCGCGUGCUCACCGACAAGCAGUACACGUACCGCGUCUGCUGGGACGAGACCAGUCUCGGGAUCAAGAACGCUCUUGCUGUCCAGAGCGACGGCUCGCAAAUGCUCGACUUCGGCCAAUGGAACUGCGGCCGCGGAAUAAAUCAAAUGCACCGCAUUCGUGUAUACGUGGUCGACCCCGACAAUGGGAGCCAGUAUCUUGUGGCACAAUGGAACUAG
This is a messenger RNA of Trametes versicolor FP-101664 SS1, 345 nucleotides long. Its product is annotated as immunomodulatory protein FIP-Fve. Gene Ontology annotation, molecular function: carbohydrate binding. The record is from RefSeq and is a predicted model, not a curated record. Bases 1 to 345 code for a protein of 114 amino acids. The transcript has a single exon. Gene Ontology annotation, biological process: regulation of immune system process. NCBI's taxonomy places the organism in Eukaryota, Fungi, Basidiomycota, Agaricomycetes, Polyporales, Polyporaceae.